AUGCUGCAGGAGUACACGGGGGGGAGUUGCAUCUCCUACCGCGUCAACCCGCAGCGAGGGGGCUGUGUGGAGAUUGUUGCGGAGGUCUAUGCGCAGGACUUCUUCAGAGAGCAUGACGGUUUGGUCACCUCUCCGACGAUGCCGAGCACACCGACGGGGUCGACAUCAGCGCGGCAAGCGCUUCGCCGUGUGGUGACCGCCCUCGAGCGCAUCUUCCUACCGGACGGCUACCCGAGUAGCGUCACGGAGGACCUGCUGCCGUUCGCCUUCUGGGCUCACGUUCAGGUGUUGGCGAAGAACGUGACCGCAACACUGAGCACGCGAGCGGUGCUCCUUGGCGUGGGCGUGGGCGAGUCGAAGGCCGACCUCACCAGCUCCACGCUUUCCUGGAUGAUGCAAGACGGUGCGCGGAUGAUCGGCAGCGUCGUGUUCGCCUCCGUCAUCCCGCAAGGCCUCGAGUGCCGGGCAAAGACGUGGCAGCUGGUGACCGACUUCAUCCAUGACAGUGCCCACCUACUCGAGCUGUGUUCUCCAUGGCUGCCAGGCGGUCAGGCUAUCUUCCGUGUGGUGUUGGUUGCCGCAUCCGUCAUCAAGGCGCUCGCCAGCGUGUGCGGCAACGGCACGCGCGCGCCCUUCACUCAACACUUCGCGCUCCGUAACAACGGCGCAGACAUCGCUGCCAAAGCCGCCACGCGCGGCCACGUCGGCGGUCUCAUUGGCCUUGCCUUGGGCAUAGUCAUCGCCUACAUCGUCCCUGCCACGUCGAGGCGUCUUAACUUGGCUGUCUUCGCGCUCUGCAGCGCUGUUCACAUCUUUGCCAACUACCGCGGCGUGCGUGGGGUGCAGCUGAGGCACCUGAACGCCCCUCGCCUCGAGUGGUGCUUGGAGCAGUACUACCUCUUCAAAGCAAAGGUGCUCAUCGCGUCCAAGAAGGACUCAGGGCCGCUGUCGGUGAUGCCGAUCCUCGACGUCUCCCCACGUAGCGCCAACGCCGCGGAGCGCCUGCUCAUCUUGCCGUCGCUCCGCGCCGUGCCGCCACCGAGCAACAGUUUCUACGACAGCGUCUACCGCUUUCUCCGCCGGUACUGUUUUCCUGCCACGCUCACGCUGCGCAUCCACUGUGGGGCGUCACUCUGUCGUGUGCUGCAGCAUCAGAACGGUCUGACGACACCGCGCAAGCACGAACUGGUGCAGCAGGUCGAGUCAGCCCUGGCGUCCCACGGCGUUGCCCUGCUCGUCGACGAUACGGACAUGACGUACUACGUGAUCUUACCCCAGCACUUCACUGUGGAGGGGGUGCCGGAGAUCUGGGUGCGAUCCAAGCGGCAGCACGAGGCUGGCUUGAAGUGCAUCGAGGCAAAGCAGCGCCAGUCGGUAGCGGCACGUGCAGCGCAGCGGGGCCAGGACAGUGUGGCAUCACCAUCACCUUCUGGGGCAGCAACUGCUGCUCCUAAUGCGGGGCGCCGCUUGGAUGAGACGGGCAGGCAAGCCGCGCAGGUGGAGGCGGAGCUUGAGCGACUGCAGAAGGAGCGCGUCGUCUUUCCGCCGCACAUUUUGCCACUCGCCUACCGGCAGCUAUGGGCGUACUUUUACGCCUUCAUGCACUACAGAGCCGUGCGCUUGCGCCGUGAAAGCCUGCUGACGCACGCUAAAGGCGUCCGCGAUGACUUGCACAAGAAUCAGUCGCUUGAGGACCAGCGACUUUACAUCAUCACCGCCUUACGCGCUGACGGAACGCUGGAGGCGGGCCACAGUGACGCCAGUGACGCACCGUACUCACCGGCUGAGUUCGAGGAAAUUACGUCGCCGUCGUCCAUCACGUCUGAUUUGCCCCUCAAGAGGUACGUCGUUCCGGCCUUGGCAAGUCGUGUGGACGGCGACGACGGUGGCAACACCGCCGCCCCAUCGUACGACAGGCUGUACCCGCAGUUCCUGGAGUUUGUGCGUGCGCUGCGAAUAACUGGCUGGGAGCUUGACGAGUUGCUGGUCCGCAAUGAGGGCUACACCACGGUUGUGCAUUAUCUGUAG
This is a messenger RNA of Leishmania mexicana MHOM/GT/2001/U1103, 2028 nucleotides long. RefSeq lists its product as hypothetical. Lineage: Eukaryota; Euglenozoa; Kinetoplastea; Trypanosomatida; Trypanosomatidae. Bases 1 to 2028 code for a protein of 675 amino acids. The record is from RefSeq and is a predicted model, not a curated record. The transcript has a single exon.